AUGUCCGCCGAAUACAAAGGCCAAGACCCGCUCGAGAUCGCCAAGCAAGCAGAGGCAGACCUAAACUCUCACGCCGCGAAGCACGGCCACGAUGCCAACAUCUCGUCAGGCCAUGGGAAGGGGGCCAGCGACUCCACACUCGAAUCCGGCGUCGACGCCAACGUCGAGAAGAAGUUCCCCGGCGCAGAGGUGACGUACGGCUCAGCGGCAUCUGGUGCAGGUGACAACCGCGAGAUUCCGGAGUCGGAGGGUGGCGAUGCUGUCAAUCCUGCGACGGGAGGACCCACGAAAGCCCGCGACUUCGAGGGCCUCGGCGGCCCUGAGGACAAGCUCCAGGCGCACGCGGAGGCGCAUGGAGGCGAUGAUGAUGUGAGGGGGAAUAUCAGGCAGGAGGGCAAGAUGGAUAGCACCAAGUAG
Messenger RNA from Coniosporium apollinis CBS 100218, 417 nucleotides. RefSeq lists its product as uncharacterized. The transcript is spliced from 3 exons. The record is from RefSeq and is a predicted model, not a curated record. The coding region runs from base 1 to 417 and encodes 138 amino acids. Lineage: Eukaryota; Fungi; Ascomycota; Dothideomycetes.